Molecule: messenger RNA, 1764 nt
Organism: Melanotaenia boesemani (Boeseman's rainbowfish)
Lineage: Eukaryota; Metazoa; Chordata; Actinopteri; Atheriniformes; Melanotaeniidae
Product: putative ferric-chelate reductase 1
Exons: 7
Coding region: 150-866 (238 amino acids)
Biological process (GO): regulation of glutamate receptor signaling pathway
Source: RefSeq, a predicted model, not a curated record
UUAGGAUGCUGCACAAAGCUCCUCCUCUCCUGCGUCAGGGCUGACAUAAAUAUUGCACCUGCAGGCAUCAAGCUCAGAGGAGCUGAAAGAACUAAACUUUACAUCAAAUAUUCCUUCAAGUCAACAUUUAAUCUUUACAAUACCAAGAAAUGGAGCAAACAUUGAUCCUGUUGUUCACCACUGUGAUGCUUUUUGUGGCACCAGGUGUCAAUGCAGAUUUGUCAUUUGCAGCUAAUCAGCAGUUUAACAUUACAAGGACAGGGUGUGCAGUCACCAAACUGUGUGUGAGUACACCGGAUAGCUGUGACCCUGCAGGAAAUGGCGUAUGUCUUUUUGGAUCUGUGAAUGCCGGCACCCCAUCGCCUCCAAAUGGUAACCAAAUGGCCUUUGAGCUCAGUGGAAACUCCUCUGGAUUCAUCGCUCUGGGGCUCAUCGCGAAUGCAUCUGUGGGUACUUCGAUGCUCUUUGUCUGUGCUCAAAACAGCAGUGGGUCGUUUUUCUUCCAAACACAGACUCGAAACAACACAGAUAACACGCUCACAUCACUAAACAGGACUGUAACACAGAUCCAAGGCAAAGUAAAUGGUUCAAGUAUUCAGUGUGGGUUCACUGUUCCAAAUCUGAAUGCCUCUAACACCAGGAGUGCCAGUGAUACCACAUUUAUCAUCAUCCUUGGGUCUGGAACUGUAAAUGGAAACAGUCUUGGGAAUUUCACUGCCUCCCUGACCACUGGCCCUCUGAACCUGGCCAACCUGACCAGCAAUACUUCCACCACAGCAGCACCUUCAUCAGGGACGAACCUUCACUCUCAUGCUGUGCUACUCCUGCUGAGCGUGCUCACUCUGUCCUUCCUGAAGGCAGCCUGACAAAGUCCAGACAUGAAGCUGUAACCAAACGAAGAUGCAAUGAAGGAGCUGGUUUACACACCGGUCCAAACUGAGUGUCAGAGAAUUUGUAAAGCUUUUACACUGAACUAAUAUUCAAAUAUGAAGUUGAUCUUUUUGUACUAUUUUUGUAUUUUAUAAGCACUUGUAGUUAACAGAGUUUCAGUCAUCAAAUACAAAAUCUAUUUCUUAAUUUGUACAUAUAAAUUAACAUAUAUUUAAUUAAAUGUACAAACUAUAUUAUUCUUGUGUUUUAAUUCUACUGUGACUCUAUCUAUCUCUGAUCUAUUUGUUGACUGUAUGAAAUGAAACCCCAGCUUACUUACCUGAAAACAAGUCAAACUGAGAUUAAUUUUUUCUGGGUAAUUGGUAACAUUUGGUCUUGGGGAGCUGCGCCUCUCGUCAUGAUACACUCAACAGCCAGUUUGAUAAUGUACAUUUAACUCCUUGUCUUGGAGAGGACGUGUCUGAUGGUUAAAUUCUGAUUUCCUGCUACAACCUCUGAUCCAGAUUUUCAAGUUAGUGGUGUUUUUUUUUUUUUUUUUAAAAACUCCUACAUCCCUGAAGUUCUCAUAUGUGACAUAAAGCAUGUUUUAGUUGACUCUCUCUCAUAUGCAUGAAAUUGUUUUGGCCUAAAGUCUGCUGCAAGAAACAUCCACUAAUGCUCAGAUUUUAGGUGAUCAAGCACAGCCCGUAUUAAAAUGUGUGCAGCUGUAACAAACUUCUGCAAACCAACUAACUGAAAUAAAACAUGAAAUAAUGCAGAUUCUAUUGGAUAAAACAUGACGUCCACACACUCAGUUAAUGGAGGAAUGGUAAAUUCAAGAUGAAUCAGUUUUCUGUUUGACUGAACUGAAUAAAUUUUUGCUAUUGGACAAAA